Gadus chalcogrammus (walleye pollock) is the source of this 791-nucleotide messenger RNA. It is a transcript of the gene rpl15, whose product is annotated as ribosomal protein L15. The transcript has 4 exons. Gene Ontology annotation, molecular function: RNA binding; structural constituent of ribosome. Gene Ontology annotation, cellular component: ribosome; cytosolic large ribosomal subunit. The coding region runs from base 110 to 724 and encodes 204 amino acids. NCBI's taxonomy places the organism in Eukaryota, Metazoa, Chordata, Actinopteri, Gadiformes, Gadidae. The record is from RefSeq and is a predicted model, not a curated record. Gene Ontology annotation, biological process: cytoplasmic translation.
UACAUUUCCCGUGAUCCUUGAACCGGAAAUACGCAGCCGACGUUUUCAUAAAGCAUGCUGGGUAUUUUUUCUCUCUCUUUCCGGCUGGUACGCCAUCAUAUAAAUCAAGAUGGGAGCAUAUAAGUAUAUGCAGGAGUUGUGGCGCAAGAAGCAGUCUGAUGUACUCCGCUUCCUCCUCCGUGUGAGAUGCUGGCAGUAUCGCCAGUUGUCCAACCUCCAUCGUGCUCCUAGGCCCACCAGACCCGACAAGGCUCGUAGACUGGGCUACAAGGCCAAGCAGGGGUACGUCAUCUACCGUAUUCGCCUCCGCCGUGGUGGUCGCAAACGCCCCGUGCCCAAGGGUGCCACCUAUGGCAAGCCUGUGCAUCAUGGUGUCAACCAGAUCAAGUUCGCCCGCAGUCUGCAGUCCGUUGCUGAGGAGCGUGCUGGACGUCACUGUGGUGGCCUGAGGGUCCUGAACAGCUACUGGGUGGGCGAGGACUCCACCUACAAGUUCUUCGAGGUCAUCCUCAUCGACACCUUCCACAAGGCCAUCCGCCGCAACCCAGACACCCAAUGGAUCACAAAGGCCGUGCACAAGCACAGGGAGAUGCGUGGCCUGACCUCCGCAGGCAAGAAGAGCCGCGGCUUGGGCAAGGGCCACAAGUUCCACCUCACCAUCGGUGGUUCCCGUCGCGCCUGCUGGAAGAGACGCAACACCCUGCAGCUGCAUCGUUAUCGUUAAGCGUCUGUACAAAAGAAAUAAACAUGCCUUUUUAUGGUCAUUCUGGUUGUCCUGUUCACUUUAUUGU